AUCACGAAAUUAUUGUACGUUACUUUCUCAAUUGUAUCCGUUUGUACUUACAAAAUCUGUAUAUUCUCGAAAACACUGUUUAGACUAAAUUCUGAAGUAAUAUUUCGAUCGGUUCUUUUAAGUAAGAGUUGGCAUGCGUGGCCAAUUUUGCCAACUAUUUCCGGAAUAAUAAGGCACCGUGAGGUGACGUUUGCUAUUAUUGUCCGUAAGGUGUAUUAACGACAUUGUUGGAAACGUCGACGAAUAAUUAAAAUUCAAAAAUAUUUGUUUCGCAUGCGAAACAUUAAAUCGUCCACUUGCAAAACGUACUGACGUGUGGCUACGCUAAAGUCUGUAUCGAUAGAAGAGUAUUAUUUUGAACGCUUCGGGCGUGUGGUGUCUUCCCAAACAAAAUGGGCCUAACAAUUAGCAGCUUAGUAAACCGGCUCUUUGGUAAAAAGCAAAUGAGAAUAUUAAUGGUGGGACUAGACGCUGCUGGAAAAACUACCAUACUGUAUAAAUUGAAACUUGGUGAAAUUGUGACAACAAUACCAACCAUUGGUUUCAAUGUUGAAACUGUUGAAUAUAGGAAUAUAUGUUUCACUGUGUGGGAUGUUGGUGGCCAGGAUAAAAUCAGACCGCUCUGGAGACACUAUUUCCAAAACACACAAGGCCUGAUUUAUGUUGUUGACUGCAACGAUCGUGAACGUAUUAGAGAGGCUGAACGUGAGUUAGCGAACAUGUUGAAGGAAGAUGAACUUCGAGACGCAGUUCUCUUGGUAUUUGCUAAUAAGCAAGAUUUGCCAAAUGCCAUGUCCCCCGCAGAACUCACAAAUAAAUUGAAACUAAAUUCGUUAAGUGGAUGCCAAUGGUAUGUUCAAAGCACUUGUGCUACGCAAGGGCACGGACUCUAUGAAGGACUCGAUUGGUUGAGUAACGAAUUAGCUAAAAAGUAGUAAAGCACUGUCAUUAUUCAUAAUCUUCAUGAACAAUUUAUUCAACGAGCAUGGACGUAGAAGACAGGUUGCAAUCUCCGUUUUAUCAGAUUAUGCACUAUGUGUACGAUUUAAUACCACUGUGAUUCUAAUUUCUAAGAAGAAAACUACUUGGCGUAAUAGAGAAACUUGACUGUCUCGAUAAUCCAUAAAGCUUAUAUAGAUUUCAUUUUUUGAAUGAAGUUUCCCUUCAGUAAAGGAGAAAUUUAUAAAUUAAAAGCGUGUAAAUUUAUCAGUUACUAUUUAUGACUUUAAUUUGUAGAGUUAUAAGUUUACUUGAAAGUGUAUUGAGUUUGAAAUAAACAAGGAAUAUUUCUAUGUUGAUUUCAGUACAUAUAUUGUUUUCAUUUUAAAAGAAAAGUACUGUGAAUAUUAUUUACUUAAUAUAUUACUAACAAUUUCUGCUAUAAAAAAGGAGAAAGUACAAGUGAAAUUUUAUACUUGUGCAUCCUUUGCUCUGCGUCUAUGUAACAAGUUAAAAAUUAAAUAUUAUACAUAACAUAAUUUGACAUACCAUUUUUACUUUCCUGUUUUUUAAAUAAAGAUUAAGUAACGAAUUAUAGAGUGAGUAAUAUUAAUAGUAAGUCUUAAAAAUAAGCAUUUAAAAAACUUUUUAUCCUUAACAAUCAUUACAUAAUAUUAAAA
Colletes gigas is the source of this 1619-nucleotide messenger RNA. It is a transcript of the gene Arf102F, whose product is annotated as ADP-ribosylation factor 2. Gene Ontology annotation, biological process: intracellular protein transport; vesicle-mediated transport. Gene Ontology annotation, cellular component: cytoplasm; plasma membrane. The coding region runs from base 393 to 935 and encodes 180 amino acids. Lineage: Eukaryota; Metazoa; Arthropoda; Insecta; Hymenoptera; Colletidae. Gene Ontology annotation, molecular function: GTPase activity; GTP binding. The transcript has a single exon. The record is from RefSeq and is a predicted model, not a curated record.